UUGGCUCCGCGGGUUCUCUCCCGUUAGGCGCACUUGCGGGAGGGCGGUUGGAAGCCUUGGCCGCCCCGCGUAGGCAUGGCGGAGAGCGGCGACGGGCGCUCCUCCUCCAGCCCGCUCUCCGAGCCCGAAUUUGAGCCCAGGCCUCGGCCGCCGCCCGGGCCGUUGCCGCCGCUCCCGCGCUUGGAGAAGCCGCUGCGCCAGGCCUUCUACAACACGGGCGCCCUGGUGCUGGCGGGGCUGUGCUGCGGGGCGGCCGUGCUGGUCUACUUCAUCCUGGAGGCCUUCCUGCGGCCCCUGCUGUGGGCCGUGCUGUGCGGCACCUUCCUGCACCCCUUCAAGAGCUCCCUCACGUCGCUGGGCCGGGGCUGGCUGCGGCACCUCCGCCGCUCCCGCACGCCGGUCCUCUUCGCCGCCUUCUUGCUGCCGCUCUGUUUUGUCAACACCGCGGCCGAGGCGCUGGGCCGGCAGGUGGUCCUGCGCCGGCGCCUCCUCCUCCUCCUGGGCGCCGGAGGGCCCUCCUUGUACGGGGUCUACGCCGUGGGCACCUCCCUGGGCGUCCAGGUCGCGUUGGCCCAGGUCGCCCGCCUCAUCUGCCAGGGGCUGGAGUACUUCAGCAGCCUUUGGAUAUGGACCUUGAUAGCAGGCUAUCUCUUAACUGUAUUAUUCAAGUGGAAUCCAAGCACUGAACAUUAUUUGAGAAUAAUCUCUGUUCCUGUCUGGAUUAUACUGCUUUUCCAUUUGGCAUCUGCAGCGGGAUCUUGGAGAAUUCCAGUAUUUUUGGUUAUAGUUGUCUUAAUGACUGUCGGUAUGUUGUAUGAGCAACCAAGUGGCAAUGAGUCUUCAGGAGCAGAAUUUCCUGGGCAGAUGGUUUCCAUUGCAGUGUCUACAGUCGCAGUGGCACUGUCAUUUACAGGGUAUGAACCAAGCAUUGAAGAACAACCAUCAGAACCCUCAGGACCUGUAGAAAGUGACAACCCUUCUUCAUCAUCCUCAUCCACUCCAAGUGGCAGACAGAAACUUGUGAUUGGAACACUUCUUAAAAAGAAGAAAACCAGUGACAUCUACUUUAUCCUGCUUGGAUGGGCCAUUGUAAUAGUGCAGAUCUGGUCAAAUCUCUGGAUAAUUCAGCUGCUGCCAAUACCAAUUGCAGUGUGGGUUGUCAAAAAAAUUGUGGUCCAUUUUGGAGUAAUUACAUUCUUGGUGACUCACUGCAGCGGUUGGUGGCAUGUCCUGGAGGACUUCGUGAGAGAGCGUCAGGAAGCUCUUGCCCCAAGGCCAAUCAAGGGGCUUGGAAGAGUCAUCCUAAAACUUGACAGUAAGCUGUGGCAUUGGCUUAAUAAGAAGAUGAUUGUGUGGUUGGAGAAAAUGCUUGAUAAAAUCAUUAGCAUAUUCAUUAUAUUUGUGCUGGUGAUAGGCACGCUCCUGCUAGCUCUGCUCCUCACAGCUAAGGUGCACCAUGAAAGUGUACAUAUGAUUGAAGUCACAAGCAGCUUGAUCAAUGAAACAGUAGCCAAUCAUCCAGAAUGGGCCAACUGGCUUCCUGAAGCUCAGGUUAUUCAGAAGGCUCUGAAUUCUGCUGCUAAUAAUGUCUAUCAAUACGGUCGAGAAUGGAUAACACAUAAGCUCCAUAAAAUAUUAGGAGAAAAAGUGAACAACACCGCCGUGAUUGAAAAACAAGUUCUGGAGCUCUGGGACAGACUAUACCAUACUUGGUUUGUGAAAAAUGUUACUCACUCAGGAAGACACAAAGGGCAUAAAUCACAUCUAAAUCGUCAGAACAGUUGGCCAGGUGAUAUGCUUGAUUGGCAAGAUGUUGCCUCCUUCGUUCAUGAGAACAUCGAAACAUUUCUUUCGAUCCUGGAAUCCCUCUGGAUAUUGAUGAGUCACAAUAUGAGUCUUCUUUUCACCACAGUUACAACUUUAAUGACAAUAGUCUUCUACAGUGGUACUGCUUUGCUCAAUUUUGUUCUUUCAAUGGUGAUUUUCCUGACCACAUUGUUCUACCUUUUAAGUUCUAGUGAUGAAUACUACAAGCCAGUCAAGUGGGUGAUCAACUUAACUCCUUUGUCACAACCUGGCCCUUCCUCAAAUAUAGUCAGCCAGUCUGUGGAGGAGGCCAUAAGAGGUGUAUUUGAUGCAUCACUCAAAAUGGCUGGGUUCUAUGGACUGUACACCUGGCUGACCCAUACAGUCUUUGGAAUUAACAUUGUCUUCAUACCUUCAGCACUGGCUGCAAUACUUGGUGUUGUUCCAUUUCUGGGAACGUACUGGGCAGCCAUACCUGCAGUUCUGGAUCUUUGGCUUGUACAAGGAGAAGGAUGUAAAGCUGUGCUCCUCUUGGUUUGCCACUUGUUGCCAACAUAUUUUGUAGACACAGCAAUCUAUUCAGAUAUAUCUGGAGGAGGCCAUCCAUAUCUGACAGGCCUUGCAGUAGCUGGUGGAGCAUAUUACCUGGGUGUAGAAGGAGCCAUCAUAGGACCCAUACUCCUGUGUAUACUUGUGGUUGCUUCUAAUAUCUACAGUGCGAUGCUUGUGAGUCCAACAACCUCAUUGCCCACACCAUCACAAAUGCCUUGGCCUUUGCAGAUAUAUCGGCCUUCUAGAGAAAGUCCUGAAGAACUGAAAAUUGCUACAGAAUGAAAUACACAAGAUUUAAUCUGUUCUGGGGAAGGAACUCAUAUUUCUUUUGUGAGCAUGAAGCUCAGGAGAGCAGUGGCCUUUGAUCCUUUCUCCAGCUGUGCCUAAGGACAGCCUUCACUGAUGCACUGAAUCUUCUUUUAGGAGCAUACUUGUUGAUGCCAUAGUUUAUUAUUUGUGAUGCCUUUGCAAGUGGACCUAUUGUUUGCUUAUUGCACAAACCUCUGAUGUGGGGGGUUCUUAAUUUGCAAAACAUUCCCCCAAAAACACACGCCAAAUUUGAGUCAUGUUUUGUUUAUCUGAAUCUUGGUUGUAGCCUGCUGAAAUCAUUAUUUAUAUUUUUGGAUGUGUAAAUAAUUAGAUUUUAGAAGAUAAAAUUCCAUAGCUUUUUCUCUUAGAAUAUUCUCUUUAAGUUGUAUUCAGGCAUUAUUAAUUUAAAGGAAAUAAACAUAGAGUGAGGGGGAGUGUGCUCACCCUAUGUUUAUUCUGUUCACAUUAGCAAUGCCUGAACAUGACUAAUGUCUGAAGGACAUCCAUAUUUGUAUACAUAUAUUUGUAGACAUUUAAGUCUAGCACCUGCUUAAAGCUGAAUAUAAUUUCAUGCUGCUCUUUAUUGAUUGUCACAAUGCAAUUUUAUCAUAAUCUUUCAAAUCAAUGACACCAUUACUAUGUCAAGAACACAUGCACAGAAUUUGUCAGGAUGCAUUAUUAGUAAUGGCUUCAUAACAGACAUAUAGAAAUAUAUCCUUUAUAGUUUAGGGAGGACUUUUAAAAUGACUUUGUAACUUAUUCUUUUCAUCAAAACUCAGUUUUCAAAAUUGCUAUAGUGACAUUUAUGUGAAACCUCAUUGCCCCCAAGUCAAAAUGGUGUAUUCAGAAUACAGUUAGCAGAUUUGCCAAGUUUUUCAAUAAUUUCCAGAAAAUGUAGCAUAACAGUGCAUGAUUGUAGGUGGAGAGUUUAUGAAUUAUAAGACUUGAAAUACAUGCAACUGUCAGAUUUAGCAGUACUUUAUUGCAACUUUGAAAAUCUUCAUUUGUGACAAGCAGUCCAUUGUUUCACCUUAGUAGCUUACAAUGUAAAUAAAUAAUUUUAAUGACAGAACAAGAUUUUUCAGCCUUGUCUUUUAAUCAGACCUUGACUAUAUUGUGUUCAUCCAUUCAACAAAAAGGAUUGAAUAUUUUCUUCAGAUUGCAGUGCCUUGAGGUAGUUGU
Messenger RNA from Pogona vitticeps (central bearded dragon), 3849 nucleotides. RefSeq names its product transmembrane protein 245 (gene TMEM245). The record is from RefSeq and is a predicted model, not a curated record. NCBI's taxonomy places the organism in Eukaryota, Metazoa, Chordata, Lepidosauria, Squamata, Agamidae.